Molecule: messenger RNA, 711 nt
Organism: Drosophila bipectinata
Lineage: Eukaryota; Metazoa; Arthropoda; Insecta; Diptera; Drosophilidae
Gene: Obp50c
Product: Odorant-binding protein 50c
Molecular function (GO): odorant binding
Source: RefSeq, a predicted model, not a curated record
CCUCAGACUGACUGAAAUGAUGACCAGGUCUAUAGCUCUUCUGAUCUGCUCCUGUCUGCUGGCCGUGGUGGCGGGUAUACCCCUGGAUGUGGACUGCAGCCGUCGUCAGGAUGUGAAUACUGUGAGGGGCUGUUGCGCCUAUCCAAAUCUAAACUUUGAUCAGUUUAGAAAACAAUGUGGAAAAUAUAUGCCAGUUGGCUCUCCAAAAGUAUCUGCCUGUUUAUAUGAAUGCAUUUUCAAUGCCACUAAUGUUUUGGAUGGCUGGGAAGUAAAUCCCAGCAACACUCGCAGUAUGCUGGAGCGUCUGUUGGGCAACAAUCAGGACUUCCUGGAGGCUUAUGUGGAGGGCAUGCUCAACUGCUCGGAUACUGUGCAAGCCAUGAUGAAGAACCGAAGGUCCCGAUAUCCGAAUGCCUCCGAAUGCAGCCCGGUGGCUGUUUACUUUGCCAUCUGUACCCAAAAGUACGUCUUCAACCACUGUCCCUCGUCCAGCUGGGCGGGAACAGAAGCGUGUGAGACGGCUCGGUUGCAGAGCCUGAAUUGUCCAAAUGCCCAAUUGUCACGUGGUGUUGGUCUCAAAAAGCAGUGACUUUCGGCCAGAGUAAUAAACCUUAAAUGAGCAUAGCAUAUUUAUAGCAUUAUGGGGCGCACUAAAUGGGGCAAGCUAAAAUAAAUUUAUAUAAAAUACACACAUUUCCGGCUUGGGUUCUA